CCUGCCCCUCAAUCCUCUAGCGACGCGUCUGGCGACCGCGGAAAUCCACCUUCAAACUCUUGGAAGUCUCGACUAACCUAUGUGCGCCUCUCCGCUAGUGUUACUGCAGGUGUUCUUCCUGAUGGUCCCCGAGGGCGCCCGUCCUCAGCCCUCUUCCCCCCUGCCAGGGACAGUGCCCACUCCUUCGGACCUGGGGCCAGGGUCGCAGGGUGGCACACCUCAGUCCUCGGAGGGGAGUGAAACUCCCUGGCCCGUGCCUGGGAGCUCUACGGUGGGCCCUACUGUCGUGACCCCUUCGGCGCCUGGGAAUAGGACCGCGGACCUCUUCCCGGUCCUGCCGAUCUGUGUCUGUGACUUGACUCCUGGUACCUGCGAUAUAAAUUGCUGCUGCGACAAGGACUGCCAUCUUCUUCAUCCGAGAACAGUUUUCUCCUUCUGCCUUCCAGGCAGCGUCAGGUCUUCAAGUUGGGUGUGUGUGGACAGCUCUCUAAUCUUCAGGAGUAAUUCCCCAUUUCCUUCAAGAGUUUUCAUGGAUCCAAAUGGAAUUACGCAGUUUUGUGUCCAUGUGAACAACUCAAAAUUAAACUAUUUCCAGGAGCUCCAAAAGGUCAAUGCAAGCAACUUCCAGGCCCUGGUUACAGAGUUUGAAGGCAAAUCAUUUACUUCCACAUUCCAAACCCAAUCGCCACCACCUUUUUACAGGGCUGGGGACCCCAUUUUGACUUACUUCUCCAGAUGGUCUGUAAUAAGCUUGCUGAGGCAGCCUGCAGGAGUUGGAGCUGGGGGACUCUGUGCUGAGAGCAAUCCUGCAGGCUUCCUAGAGAGUAAAAGUACAACCUGUGCUCGUUUCUUCAAGGACCUAGCAAACAGCUGCACCUUGGAUCCAGCCCUCAAUGCUGCCUCUUACUAUAACUUCACAGUCUUGAAGGUUCCAAGAGGUAUGACUGAUCUGCAGGAUAUGAAGCUCCAGGUUCCUGUAACACUUGUCACAAAGGCUGGUUCUCCUCUGUUGGCUGGAAACACUUGUCAGAAUGUUGUUUCCCAGGUCACCUAUGAGAUAGAGACCAAUGGGACUUCUGGAAUCCAGAAAGUCUCUGUCAGUUUUGAACAAACCAACCUGACUGUCGAGCCAGGCACUUCCUUACAGCAACACUUCAUCAUUCGCUUCAGGGCUUUCCGACACAGCACAGCUGCUGCUCUUCCUGGUCCUAGAAGUGGAAAUCCCGGCUACAUUGUUGGGAAACCACUCUUGGCUCUAACUGAUGACUUAAGUCACGCAAUGACCCUCUUACAGAGCCAGGGUGAUGGAACGUGCUCUGUUAAGAGACACGAAAUACAAUUUGGAGUGAAUGCAAUGUCUGGGUGCAAGUUCAGGCUAAAAAAGGCGGACUGCAGCCACUUGCAGCAGGAGAUGUAUCAGACUCUUCAUGGAAGGCCCAGGCCAGAGCAUGUCGCCAUCUUUGGUGACGCUGACCCAGCCCAGAAGGGAGGGUGGACCAGGAUCCUCAGCAGGAACUGCAGUGUUUCAGCUAUGCAUUGUACUUCCUGCUGUGUCAUACCAGUUUCCCUGGAGAUCCAGGUAUUAUGGGCGUACAUAGGCCUCCAGUCCAAUCCACAAGCUCAUGUGUCAAGAGCCAGAUUCCUAUACCAGUGCCAGUCCAGACAGGAUUUCCAACAAGUAACAGAAGAAGUAUCUUUGACAACUAUUGUGACAUUUGUGGACAUUACCCAGAAGCCAAACCCUCCACGGGGCCAACCCAGGGUGGACUGGAAACUGCCAUUUGACUUCUUCUUUCCUUUCAGAGUGGCAUUCAGCAAAGGAGUAGACUCUCAAAAAGGUUCAGUCUCUCCCAUCCUUGUCCUGUGUCUCUUACUACUUGGAAUUCUCAGCCUAGAAACUAAGUGAGAAAAGAAGAAUGAGGUUUCAGUUUUCCCUAUGGGAAGUCCUAUGGCAGCCAACUUAUGUUGGCUAAUGACCACAGAGCACUUAGGAUAAUAUAAGACCUAACUGAAGGAAUCUUUGUACAUGAGAGAAGGGAUUUCAGAAAAGCAAUAAAAAUAUUCACCCUAGCUCUUUUCUGAGAACUCUGCAAAAUACACAUGAGAUUCUCCUGUACUUCUCAAACAGUGAAGAACGCAAAGAGCCCUUCGCCUUGUGUUACCUCUGCUAAAGGUUUGCACAACCUUCAUCCGUCUGCUCACAGGCACACUUGGGCCCAGCACCAAAAGGAACAUGUUACUACUGUCCCCCAGUGAACCUAAGAAAAGCUGCCCUCUGGACUUGAAACAAGCUGACUGUUAAGAACAGAAAACUGCUGGCUAUAUAUUUUAUCUGGUUCCUCUCCUCUCCCUGGGACCACACUCUGCCCUAGCAUGAGUGAGGAAAACAAUUCUUUCUACUCAGUUUCCAAAAUGAAUGUGGAAUCCAAGCCCUCUUUGCUACUAGGAAAUGACCCUACCACUCAUUUCUGCUCUUUCCUUCCCACCACUGUGGUCAGGAGAAAUAAAACCGAUUGAGAGCUUUGUUGUACUAAUUCCAGCAGCACACGGAAGUUAACUGACAUGCGUUCUGCCUCGUGUUAUUUUUCUAUAUAUGUGAGGUUUAAAAACGAAGGAAAAAACUUUCAUACAUAGCAUGAUGGAAUUUAAAUCAAGGGAUUUGAGUUCUUUUCCCAGGAUUGAGAAUCUCUGAAGAUCCCAGUUGUGUGGCACGGACAUGAGGAGUGCGUUCAGCAUGAAAGCUGUUUGUUUAGCGUACGGCACCAGCAGCUUCCAAAGGGCAGUGCGGGCCUGGGAGCGUGGUUUGGCCCUACCUGCAUGACCAACUCAGAGUCUAGCUUUCAGAGAAAACUGCUUUAAAAGGUCAUUUCCUAUUACCAUUUCUAGUGGAGAGGAAUUGCUUGGGAAUUAUGAUAGAAAACUUGGAGAGCAGGAAGCAUAAAAAAGUUUUGGCCUAGAGCAGAAUUGCAGAAUUAUGCUAUCCUUGUAAUUAAGGUGAAAUUUUGAUGGAAGAUAAUGUCAUUAUAGCUACUAAUUGACUUAAACUUCUAAAUCCCUUUUAUAAAAAAUAAAUGUAAAUAAUAGGAUGUAAUAGAAUCAUUAACUCCAGUGAAAAUAGUUUUGAGCACUUAUCUCUGAAACAGAAUUGUAAGCCCCUCAACGAGCUGACAGUUGAGAGGGGCAAAAUUGACAUGUGACACAGGAGACACAUUUGUUCAGAGAAAUAAUCGACGUGGGCUAGACUAGUGAGGGCCAAGCUUUGAGAGGUGGUGGGGCUGGAGCUGAGCAUGGCAGAUGGGUAGGACUGGGAGCUGAUGAGGUGAUCCCAGGAGCCAAGGACAACUUGGGUGAAGCCUAGGGGCUCCUGUGGAUCAGAGGGUUGGGAGACUGACGUGACAGUGAGUAGAAACACUGAGUGGGCAAAAUAGGCGCUAAGGUGGAAUAAGAGGAGUGCUCAUUAUAUGGGGACUUGAAAGCCAGGCACAGAAAUUGAGAAAUAGUCUGCUUUUUUCCCACAGCAUGUUAGUGAUCUGAAUCUAAAUUACCUUUUAAUAAAGUAUAUAUUAUAAUAAAUCCUACUUCGUGAACAGAAAAUGCUGAUUGUAAACACCAUCUGUGGUGGGUUUAUCAUUUUGCCCCAUUCCAAAGUACCUCAAAAGUAACUUAUUUCCCUGGAAGAAAGUGGCAGAGUUCUUGUAGCAGUUACUACUCACCUAAGAG
This is a messenger RNA of Hipposideros armiger (great roundleaf bat), 3720 nucleotides long. It is a transcript of the gene TCTN3, whose product is annotated as tectonic family member 3. The record is from RefSeq and is a predicted model, not a curated record. The coding region runs from base 80 to 1906 and encodes 608 amino acids. Gene Ontology annotation, biological process: cilium assembly; smoothened signaling pathway. The transcript has 14 exons. Lineage: Eukaryota; Metazoa; Chordata; Mammalia; Chiroptera; Hipposideridae.